AUGAUCUCCAACGAUGAAGGUCGAGCGGUGGUAGAAUGUGCUGGCAAAGAUGCCACAAAAUUUGAAGAGCUUGAAGACCCCACCAAGUCUUCUGAUCCCUCCGUGGGGAAGCUUAGCCAGCAAUACGACAUAACUCCCAGAGAUAUCCAGAGCCGUUUCGAACAUCUUCACACCAUGUGGAACUUGGGCAUCUCAACUUUUUACAUCGGUUAUCUUGUUGGACAAUUACCUGGCAACUUGUGGUUGGCUAAGGCAAAUCCAAGAUGGUUUCUACCCUCGACGAUGGUGGCCUGGGGAGCGGCAACUAUCUGCACUCCCGCCCUCAAAAGUGGUGCCGGCUUCGCCGCUCUGCGCUUCUUCACCGGUCUGGCUGAAGCGCCGUUCUUUCCGGGAAUCACACUGAUGACUUCCUCCUGGUACACCAAGGAGGAGAGUCCUCUCAGAAUGGCCAUCUGGCACGCGGGAAACACCAUAUCCAACAUCAUCUCAGGCUUCCUUGCGGCAGGAAUUCUCACUACAAUGGGUGGUGUCUCGGGUCUGUAUUCCUGGCAGUGGUUCUUUCUCAUUGAAGGCAUCGUGACGUUCCUGGUGGCUUUCUCUGCCUACGUUCUCCUCCCAGACUGGCCCCACAACACGCGGUUUCUGACUCCUGAGGAGAGAGAGAUGGCGCAGUACCGUAUCCUGUGCUCCAAUGGAGGCAAAGAGGAAGCUGCCGGAGGCACUUGGGAUGGUCUCAGAGAUGCUGUCAAAGACCCUUUCACCUGGAUCUUCUGCCUGUUGCAUUUCUCCCUGGUCACUGCCCAAAGUUUUAAAGACUUCUUCCCUUCGAUCGUUAACACCUUUGACUUUGGCGAACUCACAACGUACUUCAUUCAAGCUCCCCCGUAUGCGUUCGCAUUUGUGUUUGCAUAUGCUGUUGCCUGGUCGUCAGGUCGGAAUCAAGAGUCUUUCUGGCACAUCGUCCUACCUAUCAUUGGGAGUGCGGCUGGCUGUGCAGUCCUGAUCUCAACCAUGAACAUUGGAGCUCGCUACUUUGGACUUUUCCUCCUUAUUUCCGGCACAUACAACGGUCUCAACCUGCAGCUGUCGUGGGAAACAACUGUCGUUCCAGCCCCUCGGAGCAAGAAGGCCGCACUCAUCGCAAUCGCCAACUGUAUCAGCCAGGUCAGUCACUGGUUCAGUCCAUACUUCUGGCCGCGUUCGCAGGAACCCUUCUACAGACUAGGCGGCGGUCUUGUACUGGUGGGUUGUGCUCUGGUUGUAACGUCAGCUGGCUUGGCGAAGUGGCGUGCGAUCCGUCUGAAUAAGAAACUGGAUGAAGCUGAGGGUUACUCCGAGAACUCGGGGGUCGAAAGGGGUUGGAGAUUUGCGUACUGA
This is a messenger RNA of Colletotrichum paranaense, 1377 nucleotides long. RefSeq names its product major facilitator superfamily transporter. The transcript is spliced from 5 exons. Bases 1 to 1377 code for a protein of 458 amino acids. Gene Ontology annotation, biological process: transmembrane transport. NCBI's taxonomy places the organism in Eukaryota, Fungi, Ascomycota, Sordariomycetes, Glomerellales, Glomerellaceae. Gene Ontology annotation, cellular component: membrane. Gene Ontology annotation, molecular function: transmembrane transporter activity. The record is from RefSeq and is a predicted model, not a curated record.